AUGACCGUUUACGAAGUCAGGAAGAAGUGGAUCACCAACGGCAUCUUCGCCGAUUACUUCACUGUGGCGUGCCGCACAGGAAAGCCUGGUGUAGGUGGCAUCAGCUUGCUGCUUGUGGAGAAGGACAUGCCUGGUGUGGAGACGCGGAAGAUGAAGUGCUCGGGCGCAUGGUCUUCCGGCACAACCUACAUCACCUUCGACGAUGUCAAGGUGCCGAAGGGAAACCUGCUCGGCAAGGAGGGCAAGGGCUUCCAGUACAUGAUGCAGAACUUCAACCACGAGCGCUUCGCCUUCUGCGCUAUGAGCACGCGCUUCGCCAGAGUUUGCUUGGAAGACUCUCUGAAGUUCGCCGGUAAGCGCAAGACCUUCGGGAAGACUCUCAUCCAGCACCCCGUAAUUCGGUGGAAGGUGGCGGAGAUGGCCCGCCAAAUCGAAGCGACCCACAAUUGGCUGGAGUGGAUCACCUUCCAGCUGAACACUAUGCCCAAGCUUGAGGCCAUGCUGAAGCUUGGAGGGCACACGGCUCUGUGCAAGGUGCAGUGCACCAAGGUCAUGGAAUACUGCGCACGGGAGGCUGCCCAGAUCUUCGGAGGUUUGUCCUACUCGCGAGGAGGUCAAGGAGAGAAGGUGGGC
Messenger RNA from Symbiodinium necroappetens, 633 nucleotides. Lineage: Eukaryota; Dinophyceae; Suessiales; Symbiodiniaceae. The record is from the annotation of a GenBank genome assembly.